GCGGCAUCGGCCCUUCCCACCAGGCACUUCCUUCCUUUUCCCGAACGUCCAGGGAGGGAGGGCCGCGCACUUAUAAACUCGAGCCCCGGCCGAACGGCAUGUCAGAGGCUGCCUCGCUGGGGCCGCGCGCCAUGGCCAGAGGCGUCUGGGCUGGGACGGACACAAGCGACUGUCACCAGCGGCAUCCUGCGCCCCUCUGCUCCGGCCAGGCCCUGUCGCAGCGCCCGUGCUUUCCCCGGCGCCUGCACCCGGCGCACCUGGGCAACAUGCUCGGGGUCCUGCUCCUUGGCUUGCUGGCCCCAGCCGGCCUGGGGCUCCCGACACCCGCAGAACCGCAACCCCGCGGCAGCCAGUGCGUCGAGCACGACUGCUUCGCGCUUUUCCGGCGUCCUGCGACCUUCCUCGCUGCUAGCCAGAUCUGCGAGCGCCUCCAGGGCCACCUGAUGACCGUGCGCUCCACAGUGGCUGCCGAAGUCAUCUCCUUGCUGCUGAGUGGCGACGGCGCUGAUGGCCCGCGCCUCUGGAUCGGCCUGCAGCUCCCACCUGGCUGCAGCGACCCCAGGCAUCUCGGGGUCCUGCGCGGCUUCCAGUGGGUAACGGGGGACAAUGGCACCAGCUACAGCAGGUGGGCGCGGCUCGACCGCUAUGGGGCGCCCCUCUGCGGUCCUCUGUGCGUCACUGUCUCCGCGGCUGGGGCCCCGGCACCGAGCGAGCCGGCCUGGGAGGAGCAGCAGUGCGAAGCCGAGGCCGAUGGCUUCCUCUGCGAGUUCCACUUCCCAGCUUCCUGCAGGCCCCUGGCGGUGGAGCUCGGCGCCCUGGUGGCUGCCAACGUCUCGAUUACCUACAGCACCCCGUUCGCGGCCCGCGGCGCGGACUUCCAGGCGCUGCCGGUGGGCAGCUCCGCCGCGGUGGCGCCCCUUGGCUUGGAGCUGAUGUGCGCUGCGUCGCCCGGAGCUGCCGAGGCGCGCUGGGGCCGGGAGGCGCCGGGCGCCUGGCACUGCAGCGUGGAGAACGGCGGCUGCGAGCACGCGUGCAAUGGGAUCGCAGGGGCGCCCCGCUGCCUCUGCCCGGCUGACGCCGCCCUGCAGGCGGACGGGCGCUCCUGCGCCGCACCUGCUGAGCAGUCUUGCGACGACCUCUGUGAGCACUUGUGCUUCCGCAACCCCGAUGUGCCAGGCUCCUACUCAUGCAUGUGUGAGACCGGCUACCAGCUGGCGGCCGACCAUCACCGGUGCGAGGACGUGGACGACUGUUUGCUGGACGACAGUCCUUGCCCGCAGCGUUGUGUCAACACGCAGGGUGGCUUUGAAUGCCACUGCUAUCCCGGCUACGAACUGGUGGACGGCGAGUGCGUGGAGCCCGUGGACCCGUGCUUCGGAGCUAACUGCGAGUACCAGUGCCAGCCCGUGGGCCAGACUAACUACACCUGCGUCUGCGCCGAGGGAUUCGUGCCCAAGCCACAGGAGCCUCACAGGUGCCAGAUGUUCUGCAAUCAGACUGCAUGUCCGGCCGACUGCGACCCCAACACCCCGGCUAGCUGCAGGUGCCCCGACGGUUACAUCCUGGACGAGGGUUUCAUGUGCACGGACAUCGACGAGUGCGACAAUGACUACUGCCCCGGCGAGUGCCGCAACCUUCCUGGCAGCUACGAGUGUAUUUGUGGGCCCGACUCGGCCCUGGCUGGUCAGGUCAGCACCAACUGCAACCCGGUCAAGGUGAGUGACGACGAAGGCGGCGGCUCUGGGGAGCCCCCCGCUAGCCCGACGCCCAGCUCGACGCCCAGCUCCACCUCAGGUCCCCCGUCGGCGGGGCAGAUGCAUUCAGGUGUGCUCAUGGGCAUCUCCAUCGCCAGCCUGUCCCUGGUGGUGGCGCUUUUGGCACUCCUGUGUCACCUGCGCAAGAAGCAGGGCACCGGGCGAGCCAAGAUGGAGUACAAGCCUGCCGCCCCCGCCAAGGAGAUGGUGUUACAGCAUGUGCGGACCGAGCGGACGCCGCAGAGACUCUGAGGGGCCCCCUCCCUCCCCCAGCCGGCAUCGAUGUUGUCCUUCCCUCCCUCCUGUGCCCGCCGGGCCCCAGCUUUACUCCCUGUCUACCCAAAAGCACUUUAGAUGGCGUUAGAGCUGGAGAAGACCCUCCUCCAUCCUCCCCAAGCUGUUUUCGCUGAUUUCCAUGCCUCGCUGGGGAGGAGGCGUUGGGAAGGGGGUUGAGAAGCCCCAGCCUCUUCCAGGACGUCACCGGACAACCGGGCAGAAAUGGCGAUUUUACAGUGAAGACACAGACUGCGUAGUGUACCCGUCCUCAUCACAGGACGCAGGAGGGGUGAGCGUUUUUUUGUAGGCAGCCUUUUGGGCAGACCUUGACCCAAUGGGCUAGUGAUGGCCAAGAUAUUUAUUUUUUUAAGUAUUUAGGAAUUUUUUCCUUUGCUCC
Molecule: messenger RNA, 2427 nt
Organism: Propithecus coquereli (Coquerel's sifaka)
Lineage: Eukaryota; Metazoa; Chordata; Mammalia; Primates; Indriidae
Gene: THBD
Product: thrombomodulin
Exons: 1
Coding region: 99-2006 (635 amino acids)
Cellular component (GO): membrane
Molecular function (GO): calcium ion binding; transmembrane signaling receptor activity
Source: RefSeq, a predicted model, not a curated record